GUGUUGCCACGGGGACCAGAGCUUUGCCUCAGGUUUGCGCGGCUGGAGGCUUCGUCUUCGCGGGCAGGUCUUCCUCCCCAUCCUCGCCAUGGCACAGGAGAAUGAAAACUACGAUCCCAUCGGAACCAUCUUAAUCCAGGUCCAUGAUGAUCUUCAUCAAUUAAAAGAGAAAUUAGCGAAAUUCUCACUUGAACAGAAAGGAGAGACUCUAAAUAUUCAGCAUCUUGAUACAGCAAUUCAGAGGACUGAAGUAGGCUUAAAAAUUCACAUUGAUAAGUAUUUAAACAUUGUAAACCAUCAUGUGUUAACAACUACUAUCAAUAAGAACUUAUAUUCUCUUCGGACUUCCAAAUGGCUGCUUCCAAAUGUCAUUGACCAGAAGUUGUUUGUCUUCCCUCUGGACUCUGAGGUUAAACUCUGGCGGACCCAGAAACAGCAGAGUUCAUUUCCACAUGUGCGUCCAAAAACAAAGCCAAAGAUAGCGUUGAAUGUAAAAAUCUUGCAGGAUCCCGAGCACAUCCACCACCGAGCCGCAGUCAGUGCCAACUAUGGAAUCACUUUGCCUUAUAUUAAUCAGAGAAAAACACACGUGCAGGUUCAGAAGUUAAUGAAGGGGUCCACCAUCUCCAGCCUCACAGUCCUGCCCUCCUCUCACCGCGUGGAUCCCUACUUUAUUCCUGUACCAGUCUUACAGAAGGAUGCCAGUAAAGGGAUUUUAAGCAUGCUGCAACGAGGACUGAUUCCACCCACAGCCAAGAUCACCUUUCAGAACCCGCCUGUGAUGCCCAGAGCAGCCCACCUGCAUAAUUUUGAUGAACCACGUAAGAUUCCAGCUGCAGCCACCUUCACCGCACCUCAGAAGCCACCAAAGGAGCUGGAAGAAGAAACAGACUUCCACAAGAAGCAAAAAGCAAAGGGGAAAGGCAGAAGGUCAAGAGGAUACCAUACUAGAAAGAGCAUGAAGAUCAUGACACCUUGCAGAUCUCUGAAACCCCCAUGGGAAUACGACUUUCCCAUCUACAAUGGCACCAUAGACAAGUCAGACCCAGACUUCCUAGCGUUCAAGGAGCGCUUCAGCUCAGCCUGGGGAAGCAUAUUCUCCGUGCUGGAGCACCUGCAGAAGUUUCUCCAGGAUUACAGCAUCCCGGAAGUGAAAGUGAAAGGGACAGCUCUGGUGGCCCUCCUCCCUCAGAUUGAGCUGAAAAACAAACCGUCACGCCUGGACCUCCUGUCGGUGCUGGAGAACCCAGACCGUGUGCAAGUGCUGCUGAAUGUCCCCGGGCAGAAGUUCAAAGGCCGGGAGGGCAAGAUGAAUGCCGCCGUCAAGAUCCAGGCCACGUGGAAAUGCUUCAAGGAGCGGCGGCUCUUCCUCCUGCACCGUGCGCAGAAGUGGGCUUCGGGCGUGAUCGCCAUCGCCUGGCUGCUGCACUGCCACAAGACGCGGCUGAAGGCCAUCCUGAGGGAGUCCCGACAGAGGCACCUGGAGAAUUUCCGCAUCCGAGCCAAGCAUCUGGCAACCAACUGGAAUCGCAUCAGGACCUCCAAGAGGACCAUUAUCCAUAUCCCAUCAUUAGGGUAUACCCAGGCUGUGCGGGAGCGGAUCACUGACUUCAGCACGCAGCAGAACAUGCAACUGGGAAGGCUGUGCGACAUCGUAGAUGCCAACGUGGAUGUCAUCUAUAUCUGCCCCCAUGAUAUGAACGAGGAGUUACUGCUGUAUUACCAUAAAAUCCUGAGUCUGCACGCAGCUGUGAAGUCAGGCAACAUCGAGGACAGGAGUGACGUGCAAGACAGGUUUAAAGUCAUCACCCCAGAAGCUGUGAACAUCUUCACUGAAAGGAACCAGAGAUUUGCUCAAAUUUUCAAAUAUUUUCCAUUCAUGAAUUGCUUCCAGAACUGUUGGCUAAAUGGCCCCCUUCCCACUUCAACAAUCACUAAGCAUCACAUGUGCCUGGCCACUCAGUUGCUGUACAGUCCCAAGGCCAUCAAAAGAAUCAAAAACCUCAUUCAAGGCAAAGAGGCCUACAUCAUUGGCGGCGUCCUCCACAGAGAUGACCUGGCUGUGGCUGAUAUGCUGGACGUACCCAUCCUGGGCACAGAACCUGGGCUGGUUCACCUUUACAGCAGCAAGUCUGGAAGCAAACGUGUCUUCGACAGCACAAAUGUGUCAGUCCCUCCUGGAAUCUAUGACAUUUAUACCUACCCACAGAUGGUAGAACAGCUGAGUCAGCUGGUGACUGACCACCUGAGAAUCCAGCGCUGGCUCUUGAAGAUGGACUCUGAGUUCGGAGGCGAUGGGACAGCGUUUUGUGACAUCCCUUCCCACCUCCAUUGCUACAACUGGGCACUGAAGGAGCGUGAUAAAUAUGGCCACGAAGACUGGAAGAAGAAAUGGGCACAAGAGCUGGCGCUGACGAAGAUCUCCAAGGAGCUAGUGGGCAUUUUAGCACAGCACGUACAACCAGUCAACAAGAGACGCUUUCCGACUUGGAAGAAAUUCCUGCAAGCAUUUCUCAGUCAAGGGGGCGUGAUCGAGGCCUUCCCGCCCGCGGACAACGUCACCAACCUGACCGUGGACCUGCUGAUAGAGCCGGGCGGGGAAGUGCGGGUGUUGUCCACGGGGGACCAGCUGCACGCCGAAAGCCCCUUCGUCUCCUCGGGCACCACCAUGCCGCAGGCCUCCGUGGAUCCCCAAGUUCUCUGUUCUUUGUGCCUCCAAAUUGGAAAUGCGUGUAAAACCAGAGACGUGGUUGGCUACUUCUCCAUAGACCUGGUGACUUUCAUCGACCCAAGCACCUUGGAGCAGCAGGUGUGGGCAACAGGUCUCAACAUCUCCUACAGCGACCAGCUGGCCCUGACACAGCUCACCUUGUACCUGACCAAUGGCCGCCUGAAUUGUGAGCUGAGCACCCUUGAGGUGCCCCGCUUAGCACCCAAGAAGGAGAAGAGGAGGUUCCUUCGCAACCUGCCAGCGCUGUCACCAGCCACCAGCCGCUACGCAGUGAUGACCACUCAACUGAGGCACAACAAUCUCUCGCUGAUCUUCCCCUACGUUUUUCUCCAGAUGUGCAAGGCCCACGGCAUUGGCUAUGACCUUGAGGACAGACAAGGAAGUGUCUUCAUAUUAUACGAGCAACUGAGGAGAGACAAGCUGGGCAUGUUAACAAUCGGCGUGGAUCUCCAGGGGGCCCUCAUGACCUUUGCUCGCCAUCUCUUCAUCAUUCAUCAAGAAAUAUCAGCACCUAAUAUGCAAGGCGAGACCAAUUUUAAGGCCAUCAUUGAAGACACUGAAACCAUUCUAGGAGUGACAGAGGAAAACAAAAUGAGAUUCAAGGAAGAGCUACCCUCCAAAGAUGAGAAAAAUCUCUCCAAGUUUUGCAGAUGAUCUGUCCAUUAUGGUUUCAGGGUUCCAGUCCUGAGCAAAACAGGGCACUACCCUUUUUGCUUGGUAGAAAUAAGAGUGGGGGGCAAUUAGUUGGCUUUGUUUGCUAAGAACUGAAUCAAAACAGGUUAUAAUUCUCUUCUUUCUAAAAAACAACUUUUUAUAAACACUGUGUAUGAAGUGAUCUUAUUGCAUGUAUUAAACCAAAGCCUGCGGGCUUCUUCAUUUGA
Molecule: messenger RNA, 3612 nt
Organism: Ochotona princeps (American pika)
Lineage: Eukaryota; Metazoa; Chordata; Mammalia; Lagomorpha; Ochotonidae
Gene: IQCH
Product: IQ motif containing H
Exons: 23
Coding region: 89-3385 (1098 amino acids)
Source: RefSeq, a predicted model, not a curated record